UGGACGCUUACGUCAGCACUGCUUCAGCGGUCCGAUAUCUAUGUACUAAAGUCUUUCCGUUCGCCUUAGCCAAACCUCAACACACGAUGGCGACUGCAGAUACCCAAUGGAUGCCUACCACAGGUAGACACCAAGUAACAAUGGGAACUUCAUUAAGGCGUGCUCUCAGGGCCCGCAAGGGCGUGGCUCAACCCAAGCGCUCUAAUAUCCCUGACAAGGACUUCUAUUCCUUCAGAUACAAUUUCAAGCCAGAGUCAAUAGAACCCAGCAGGUCUGGAACGGUCGAAGUCAAACGCGGGAAGGACUCGACCAGCGUUAUUCUAGAGCGCCCUAGCACACAGGCAGGCGAGAACCAUCUCUUCAAGGGAUCUGAACAGCCUGUAAAGGAGUAUGAUUGUGUCCUAAUUUAUGAUGAGGAACUGGGCACAUUCACUCUCGAAAAGGUAGAAUGCUUCAUGGGCUUUACGUACGACAAGAAAGUCUCCUCUUCCAGCUCAAGCUUUGCCCGCAAGUCUCCCUCUGCGAUUUCUCCUCCCUCAGGACAGCUCAAAGACACGAAUGAUCUAGAGAAAGAACUGGAACGUGAUUUAUUAGGGCUCUCAGACGCAGAUGGUGAGGCUGUGGAUGACUUCGAUGAAAUUCUGGCGAAGGUCACAGCGGAGAAGCAAGAAGAGGAAGAGGAAGAAGAGGGCGAGGAGAUUGAAAUACCUCCCCGCAAAGCCCCCUCACCACCUCCGAAACCUAAAGCCUCCCGCCCUGCCGCUCUACCACUGAAAAAGCACGAGUCUGAGCCGAAGCCCAGACCCAAACCUAAGGAAGUGCCGAAGGCGAAGAGAGAACUCAACCUGUAUGGAGAAGAUUCCGACUUGGAAGAAGUUCUUGACUUUGGCGUCCCCGCUCGCGCUUCGAAACGUCCGAAGCCGUCUGUCACAACAGGACUAGCCUUGCCAGGGACAUCAUCCUCCUUCCUACCCCCCGCUCCUCCCACCAAGCCUGCGGCAGAAUCGGACUCUGAAGAAGACUGGGAUGAAGUCACCCACAAUGAACCAGUGGAGGAAGAGAUAGAUCUUGACGCCUUUGGGGCGGAGAUGGAAGCAGAACUUGAAGAGUCUGACGAGGAUAUAUUGGCGACAGCAAUGUCCCCGGAUCUCGAACCAGUCACAAAUGUCUCUGGACGACCCAUGUCGCUAAAUCAAUUCGCUGGCGGUCAACUUAGUGCGGAUGAAGACGAGACAUCAUCCAGUGAGGAUAGUGACGAAGAUUAAUCUUUAUUUGCUAUCGUUGUACUCUAUCAAUACUCCAUUGGCCAGCCAGCUCGCUUCUGAUGUACUUUAG
Molecule: messenger RNA, 1335 nt
Organism: Suillus paluster
Lineage: Eukaryota; Fungi; Basidiomycota; Agaricomycetes; Boletales; Suillaceae
Product: RNA polymerase II transcription elongation factor-domain-containing protein
Exons: 5
Coding region: 87-1265 (392 amino acids)
Biological process (GO): positive regulation of DNA-templated transcription; regulation of transcription elongation by RNA polymerase II
Cellular component (GO): super elongation complex
Molecular function (GO): transcription elongation factor activity
Source: RefSeq, a predicted model, not a curated record